AUGGACGGCCCUGAGGAUCAGGUCGCUGCAAGCAUCGUGCAAGCCUUCAAAGCUCUCAAAACGGUUCAAGCUCGACGUACCGUAUACCGCGGGAUUCUGGAUCAGCUUCAACCGAAUGAAUGGCGCGAUAUGUCGACUCACGCCCAAGAGAUAUUCUCUUUCCAACGCGAUAUUCUCGGUUCCCUACCUCUGGAGCUCGUGGCUCAAAUAGCCACGUACAUGGAUCCAUGGGACAUCUUGCGUUUCCAGAGGGUCUCCAAACGCUGGAAAGAACUGCUGUCCUCGAACGCCAUUUAUACCGCUGCUCUGCAAAAAUAUCGCAUAUGCCCGGGGUUAGUUGUACGCGAAUCCGACUUUGUCGAAUAUGCUGAACGCAGAUUCGCUCUGGAAUUCGGUCGUCCGUAUAGAAAAUCGGUGUAUUCAUUGGAUGGAGUCCCAUUUCGCGCACCUGAUCGUGACAUAUACUCAAUUGCACAUUGUCAUGGACAGCUCGCAUGGGCAGAAGUGGAUGAAGACGAUCAGCCACUAGGAGUAGCAGUACUUUGUUUGCAAUCAGGAUCCAUCCGUCGAUUUGUUCCCCAGAGCAGGGGGGCCAUUUCUCAUGUGCGCUUGUCAGAGAGCCUCCUUGUUGUUGUCACCGUUGAAGGAUUUUGUACGAUAUGGGAACUAUCCACUGAAAACAGAGUCUCAUUCCGCUUGCCUUCUGCCCUUAUCCAGUUCGUCGACGUCGACAGAGACAGGGUUGCCAUCAUUACCAGGGGAGAGACCCCAUAUCUUUUACUAUGGGAUCUGAAGACAAGGGUUACCCGAUCCGUCCGCAUCAAGGAGCGUCCGCUGAUCGUGGGGUUCCAUCCCGGCGAGGAUCGCCUCAGCAUAUUGUUCCUCGAGGUCAGCGAUGAUAUGUCCUUUCCGCCUAAAAUAGUCCGGGUACGAUAUUCGCUGGCCGGAAAAACCAUCUCGCCUCUGGAAGAGCCACCGACCUCUCUGGCUCUUCCUCGCCGCUAUCAGGAAUCGCGUAUAUACGGAUUUUGGAAAUCUCGUCCGGGGAUCACUGAAACCGCGGCAGUUCUCCUACUUCCCUCGGACUACGACAAUCCUCCCCCUGAUCUCCUUUUUUAUUAUCCAGAAACCGACGAAAUGUCUUUACGUUUGUCCAGUCAGUAUCCACGUAUUGCGACAAGGUACAGCAUGUUAAUGACAUCUGACGGCGUGAUGUGCGUGGUCAACAAAUCAGGCCGUGGAUUACAGAUUUGGAUCUGCGACCCCGACAGUCCUACUCCAUGCCGGACAUUAAAAUUACAGUCACAAUUAUGGAAAGGUUUUAGUCCAAACUACUGUGUCUUUUAUAGUGAUGGCGACAUUUUCGCGAUCCUAGACUGUUUCGGCAUUGAGGUAUGGUCUUGCGACCCAGAUCUCGACAUGCAUGACGGACAAAGACUUUGGAGUCCUUCUCGGGGCAGGAGCAAGGAGUGA
This is a messenger RNA of Rasamsonia emersonii CBS 393.64, 1473 nucleotides long. RefSeq lists its product as uncharacterized. Lineage: Eukaryota; Fungi; Ascomycota; Eurotiomycetes; Eurotiales; Trichocomaceae. The record is from RefSeq and is a predicted model, not a curated record. Bases 1 to 1473 code for a protein of 490 amino acids. Gene Ontology annotation, molecular function: protein binding. The transcript has 4 exons.